Molecule: messenger RNA, 1335 nt
Organism: Penicillium brevicompactum
Lineage: Eukaryota; Fungi; Ascomycota; Eurotiomycetes; Eurotiales; Aspergillaceae
Product: Rieske [2Fe-2S] domain protein
Exons: 1
Coding region: 1-1335 (444 amino acids)
Molecular function (GO): 2 iron, 2 sulfur cluster binding
Source: RefSeq, a predicted model, not a curated record
AUGUGGAUCAAUUGCGGGAAACUAUCCGACUUCACACAAGCCAGAUAUGUGGUUCGACUAAAUACAGGCAAAAAGCUGGUCUUGUUCCGCCUGCCGACAAUCGACCAGUCCAGCCUGAAAGCCAAUGAGACAAGCGAUGGCUGGUCCUAUUACUCCAUGGAAGCGGAAUGCCCGCAUGCCGGCGGCCCCAUGGCAGACUCCUCAGUCGACAUCGAGGAUUCCGCCUACGUAGUAUCGUGCCCAUGGCACGCCUACGAUUUCAACGUAGAGACCGGCGAGUCAAGUGUCGGCAUCAAGGCAUGCACAUUCCCAGUCGAUGUGCGAGGCGAAUUCGUCGCACUUGAUUUCCCAGUUGAAGAAGGCUGCACAGUCUCACUAGCCAGCGUGGACCCAGUCAGCGAAAAAGUCAAGCUGAAGAACCCAAAACCUUCAGAGAAGCCCGCUACCACGUCACUCAACCAAGAGGCCGGCACAGCGAGAUAUCUCGACGAAAGUGCAACGCUAUGUGACUGGGCAGCGCACGUUCUCAACACCGCCAACCCGGAACACAAGAUCGAGCUCGCAACGCACCUAUUCUCAAUCUUCACAGCCAGAGAAGGCACAGACUCACCCAUGCCAUUAGGCAGAGGCACCGUCUCCGCACCGGACCAACCACCGCGCGAGAACAUGGAAACCGUAAAACCAGGGCAAAUGCCACGAUCCGGACGAGGCGGAACUCUAAAGAGCCGAAUCGCCAUGCUCCACGCCCUAGCCAACAUCGAACUCUGGGCCAUCGACCUAGCAAUCGACAUCUGCAUUCGCUUCGCGACAUUCCAAACCGAAAUCACCUUCCAGCAAUUACCACGCGCCUUCUUCCACGACUGGCUCAAAGUCGCCAGCGACGAAGCGAAGCAUUUCUCGCUCCUCCGCACGCGUCUCGAAGAACUAGGCGCUGCUUUCGGCUCUCUGCCCGUGCAUCACAGUCUAUGGUACUCAGCCACUGAGACGGCGCAUGAUCUGCGGGCGAGAAUCAGCAUCAUUGCGCUCGUUCACGAGGCGCGCGGCUUGGACGUUAAUCCUGGGACGAUUGAUAAGUUCCGUAAAGCGGGUGAUGGCGAGAGCGUUGAGUCACUUGAGGUCAUUCACAAUGAUGAGAUCACGCAUGUGACGACCGGGCACCGCUGGCUGACUUGGAUCUGCGAGCAGGAAGGGACGGAUCCUGUUCAGGUCUUCCGGUCUAAUGUGCAGAAGCACUUUCAGGGACCAAUUCGCGGACCGUUUAAUGAAGAGGCUCGCUUGCAGGCUGGUAUGGAUAAGCGCUAUUACGACAAUGUCGGCGGACCGAUCGUUGCUUGA